ACGUUCCGAAUCGAUAGCGGGUGUGCUCGUGACGUCACGGGGACGGUGACCGCCCCCCUCCUCUCCCUCUCUCCCGUGAUGCUUCGCGCGCCCCUCGGCCUCUCUUUCCGCCAUCGCUGAGGCGCGCCCCCUGCAGGCAACAUGGUGCGCAUGAACGUUCUGGCCGAUGCGCUCAAGAGCAUCAACAAUGCCGAGAAGCGUGGCAAGCGGCAGGUGCUCAUCCGGCCCUGCUCCAAAGUCAUCGUCAAGUUCCUCACCGUCAUGAUGAAGCACGGUUACAUUGGAGAAUUUGAGAUCAUCGACGAUCACAGAGCAGGGAAAAUUGUCGUCAACCUCACCGGCAGGCUCAACAAGUGUGGAGUCAUCAGCCCCAGGUUCGAUGUGCAGAUCAAGGACCUGGAGAAGUGGCAAAACAACCUCCUGCCCUCCAGACAGUUUGGCUACAUUGUGCUGACCACGUCUGCUGGCAUCAUGGAUCAUGAAGAGGCAAGGCGCAAACACACAGGAGGCAAAAUCCUGGGCUUCUUCUUCUGAGCCGUCCGUGCACUGUGUGGAACAGAAUAAACGUCACCAUUUACAACUCUC
Messenger RNA from Petromyzon marinus (sea lamprey), 585 nucleotides. It is a transcript of the gene RPS15A, whose product is annotated as ribosomal protein S15a. Lineage: Eukaryota; Metazoa; Chordata; Hyperoartia; Petromyzontiformes; Petromyzontidae. Gene Ontology annotation, biological process: translation. Gene Ontology annotation, molecular function: structural constituent of ribosome. The record is from RefSeq and is a predicted model, not a curated record. Gene Ontology annotation, cellular component: ribosome.